AUGAAAGAACACCUCACUCGUGUGGAAAGUCAUCCUGGAUCCACGUCUUAUCUUUCACUGGGUGUCCAAAACGAAUUAAUCCACAUGAUGGCAUCCACUGUUCGCCAGAGUUUACUAAAGCCAAGUACUAUGGUCUCGUGUUCGACUCGACUCCUGAUCAGGUAUGUGGAAGCUGAUUUUGAGAAGAAAACAAUCCGUGUUAGAGAGUCCUUCCUUGGUUUUAUCCAGAUAAGACAGAAGGAUGCUGAGAGCUUGGUUGAAGACAUCUUGAAACAGCUAGAGAAGGAAGAAAUGGAGCUAAAAGAUUAUCUGUCACAGUGCUAUGACAACGCUGCUGUGAUGGCUGGACACAGAAGUGGUGUUCAUCAAAGAAUAAGUGAGAAAAACAACCUGGCAGUGUUUGUGGAUUGCGACAAUCACUCAUUCAGCUUGGUGGGUGUACAUGCAGCCAAGCAGGAUACAAUGAUGGUCACGUUUUUUUGGAAUCAUCGAAGCUCUCUACGUGUUCUUCUCUCGUUCAACACAGCUCUGGGAAAAGUUAAAAACGCCGUGCCUGUGGUUGUUAAGUCACAGUCCGAAACCAAGUGGAGUGCAAGGACAGAAGCAGUGAAGCCAGUCAACAAGUACCUUGAGGAGAUACUUCAAGUUCUCCAGGACAUGAUAGACAAUGAAAACAAGACCAUGAAACAAGAAGUGACGCAAGGCAGCUGUAUAACCACAUGUUGA
This is a messenger RNA of Limulus polyphemus (Atlantic horseshoe crab), 726 nucleotides long. RefSeq lists its product as uncharacterized. The record is from RefSeq and is a predicted model, not a curated record. Lineage: Eukaryota; Metazoa; Arthropoda; Merostomata; Xiphosura; Limulidae. Bases 1 to 726 code for a protein of 241 amino acids. The transcript has a single exon.